Messenger RNA from Gregarina niphandrodes, 435 nucleotides. RefSeq names its product replicase. The transcript has a single exon. Bases 1 to 435 code for a protein of 144 amino acids. Gene Ontology annotation, molecular function: RNA helicase activity; RNA binding. The record is from RefSeq and is a predicted model, not a curated record. Lineage: Eukaryota; Apicomplexa; Conoidasida; Eugregarinorida; Gregarinidae.
AUGCUUAGGCAUCACUCCGCGGUUACAGCCUACCACCGACAGGUCAAAAAAGUAUCUUUUGCACGUCCAAAACCCGAAGUGUCCGUACUCUGGGGACCACCUGGUACUGGCAAGUCGCACACCGCCAGAGCCGUCUGCGACGACUACUACGUUAAGCCAGACGGCCAAUGGUGGGACGGAUACCAAGGCCAAGACGUUGUCAUAUUUGACGACUUCUAUGGAAGUGAAAAAUACUCGGAUAUGCUUAGAUGGCUAAGCGAAAAUCCUAUUAAAGUACCGAUCAAAAACUCCAUGACCGACUUAUUGGCCACAAAAUUCAUCAUCACUUCAAACGUGGAACCAAACCGCUGGUACCCGCAAAUUGAAGACAAAAGCGCACUAAUGCGCCGAAUAACCCAAAUUAUAUACAUGGACCAAGUGUAUAGUCCUGAGUAG